This is a messenger RNA of Solenopsis invicta (red fire ant), 719 nucleotides long. RefSeq lists its product as uncharacterized. NCBI's taxonomy places the organism in Eukaryota, Metazoa, Arthropoda, Insecta, Hymenoptera, Formicidae. The record is from RefSeq and is a predicted model, not a curated record. The coding region runs from base 125 to 445 and encodes 106 amino acids. The transcript has 2 exons.
UAAAUUGCUGUAGCAAGAUUCCGACAAGAAAAUCCGAAAUCAAUUACGUAAUACGUUUUGUAUAGAAAAAUGUAUUCAUUUAUUUUAAUUAGUUUUUAGGAUAUUUAUAGGAUAUUUAUCAAAAAUGUCGGAAUUUACAAUUGCACUUUUUGAUGACGGACUCCAAUUGGUUCCUUCAUCGUGGAUUUUUAAUGAUAAUACAAUGUGUCACUGGCCGUCUUAUAUGAGCGAACAGAAAAUUCGGAAAACAAUUAUCGCAAAAACCAGUCCUGAUUGCACCUGGACUACUCAUAAAAUUCUGCGCAUUUUUGGAACGUCAAGUACAUAUGAGUCAGGAAUUGAAAAAGUAAAACUUGCCCAAAAAUAUUCCGACUUGGAUACUUCCGACAUCGACAUUUCACGUCACAAACGUACAGCACGCAAAAAAAAAGACAUUAAAAAAUGAUAAUUUUGUAUAUCCUUCGUCAGGUUCUGACGACAGCGAUCAAAACAAUAACACUGUUCCUAAAAAAGAAGUGACUGAGAAAAUAAGAACAUUUGCAACACCACCGCCGCCGUUGCCGAAAUCAUUUAUUGCUAAUGAACCAACAAACACAAAAGUAACACAAAACAAAGAUCUGCAAAGCGAAGAACUUUUUUCUAAAAAAAAUAUGAACAAAGAGUCCUCAUCUACUUUGUUAGCCACUCGAGACACUACAAACAUAAAAGUAAUACAAAAC